CCAAGGCCACACUUGGAAGCCUUCAAAGUGGGCCUCCUUGAUCCACGCCUGACGGUCCUGGCAGCGAGCUGCAAAUGACAUCACCCACAGCCAGCGACAGUGGUCAAGCAUUUAAGAAGGCCACACCAGCGGUGUGCUGAGGAAGAAAUCCCUGACACAACACCCACAUUUCAGAAACCAGUCUGCUGCACAUGAGUGCUCCUUAGCUGUGAGGAAACUUGAAAAAAGAAGAAUGAACUUCUAUGCAAGAAGAGUCACCUUGCCGGUCAUAACUCCAAUCACCCUUCAAAAGCGGGUGAUCAAGGUGUUCAGCGAGGACCACACGAGCCGAGCAGUAGAGGUCCCCAAUGACAUCACUGCCCGUGACAUCUGUCAGCUCUUUGUGCUGAAGAACCACUGUGUGGAUGACCACAGCUGGACACUGUUUGAGCAGCUCUCACACCUGGGCAUAGAAAGAACCAUAGAAGACCAUGAGUUAGUCAUUGACGUACAGUCGAACUGGGGCAUGGAUUCCAGCAGCAGACUCUGCUUCAGAAAGAACUAUGCCAAAUAUGAAUUCUUCAAAAGACCCCUGGACUUUUUCCCGGAGCACAUGGUGUGUGUGUCCAGAGAGACCAACGACACAAUGACUCACUUCCAGUUGAUUCAGACAUUUCUUGACUCAAACACAUGCCCGGAGAUCUGUGGAUACCUCCAUGCUAGAGAGCAGGGCAAGAAAUCUUGGAAGAAGCUCUACUUUGUCUUGAGAAGGUCUGGGCUGUACUUCUCAAGUAAGGGGACCUCAAAGGAACCGAGACAUCUCCAGUUCCUCGCAGAGUUCAGCGACAGUGAUAUCUACACGCUGCAAUCAGCCAGGAAGUCAUAUGGUGCACCAACUGAUUAUGGAUUUUGUAUAAAGCCCACCAAGUCAGACUCCCCUCAAGACCUGAAGGUGCUGUGUGCUGACGAGGAGCGCCUGAGGAUCUGCUGGGUAACCGCCAUGCGCCUCUUCAAGUAUGGCAUGCAGCUCUACCAGAACUUCCUAGAGCCACAUCAGAAGCAGAAAGUAUCCCCCAUGAGGAGCAUCUCGGAGAACUCCCUCGUGGCCAUGGACUUCUCGGGUCAGAAGAGCCGGGUGAUUGAGAAUCCGUCGGAGGCGCUCACCGUGGCGGUGGAGGAGGGACUGUCCUGGAGGAGGAAGAGCUGUCCUCGGCUCGUCUCCCACGGGAGCCCAUCGGCUGGCCGCAGACCCCGGUCGAACCCAGCCAUCCACAGAGCCCAGCCCUGGUUCCACAGCAGCAUAUCGAGAGAUGAGGCUCAUCGGCUAAUCGUCCAGCAAGGCCUCGUCGAUGGGGUGUUUCUAUUAAGGGAGAGCCAGAGCAACCCCAGGACAUUUGUCCUGUCAAUGUGUCACAGACAGAGAGUGAAGCACUUCCAAAUCCUGCCUGUGGAGAGCGAGGGAGAGCUGUUCUUCAGCCUGGACGACGGCCAGACGCACUUCACUGACCUCCUCCAGCUGGUGGAGUUCUACCAGCUCAACAGGGGGGUGCUGCCCUGCAAGCUCAAGCACCAGUGCUCCAGGGUCACUCUCUGAGGAGGGCGCCCCCCACAGGCACACGGGAGAACUUCUCGCGCCUUGGACCGAAGGAUCGCGUGGAGCGACGCCCCCUCACAACGAGUCCGCGGAGAGCGCGGGACGCAGCGGCACAACUGAGCCCCGUGGACACGCCUCGCAGUCGCAGCCCAUCUGUUGCAGAAACUCAGCCGGUGCGAGACUGAAAUUUCUCCCUGUGACACGGAGUGUGUGUGUGUGUGUGUCGGCCAGCGGCGCAUCAGCCCAGCUCGCACUCUGAGUAGGGCCGCCAUGUGAGAACGUCAAGCAUUUGAUGUGGAUCCCGCUGGCGACUGCAUAGCUUUACCAGGCUGCGGAGGCUGCGAGCGGGAAGAUAAACCCCGCUGGCCGAGAGCCCUGGGAGACGGGGGGCCUGCCGGGCAGCGCGUGGCGUUUGGUGCCGCGCGCACAGAAACUAAUGACUGUUUGCACUACCUGCGCUCUCCAUCUCGGGGGCGGUUCCGUCUGAGCCCGUGUAUAUAAAAGGGUGAAGUGCGGCCCGCCGUCGGGGUCGAUGGGGUCUGCCUGUAAACAGCGCGCAUGAGCUGUCGGGGGGAAUUGGAUCCGCCCGCUCGCUCACGGAGGGUGAGGAGGGAGGUGAUCGGACGGGGCUGAGGAUGUUCUCAGCGUUGAGUGUCCCCUUCAUCUCCCGUUGCUUCGCUGGCCCUCUCUCUUCUGCUUCGCCAAGCCUGUGACUCGCGUGUCUGUGCGCUCGCAGCGCCUCAUGCUCCUUGGGGUAGCUGGACUUUGCUUCAUGUAAUGUGCAUCUCAGGCUAUGUUUAUGUAUUUCAUGACAAAAAAAAAAAAAAAAAACACAACGAUGGGGUCCCUUUUACAGUAUCUACGGCUAUCGGGAAGAAUGAACCCAUUACGCUGGCCGCUGUGACGCAUAACUCAAAACCAGCGAACUCGCCCACCUUGCACUUUGAGCUCAUUUAUUUCAGCUGACACUAUUUGAGUGGCAAAAUUCAAAUCCUUGAGGUCUUUCAGAGAUGCGAACAAAAUGCAAGCUGUGCUGCAAAAUGCACAAAAGUGCAUGGAGUUGCAGUACACAUUGUCGCUUGAAGGUAUGUGAACCUUAGAGAGAUGGUCAUCAUUCUUGUGGAAAAUAUUAAAAUGAGAUUAUAAUUACAAACUUAUGUUACAAAUGAUUGUAAUUUAUACACCUGAUUCUACUCAUCUACUUGGUUUAACCAGUGUAAUUUGGGGUUCACUUAGUUUUGC
Scleropages formosus (Asian bonytongue) is the source of this 2815-nucleotide messenger RNA. RefSeq names its product growth factor receptor-bound protein 14-like. The transcript is spliced from 13 exons. Gene Ontology annotation, cellular component: cytoplasm; plasma membrane. Bases 233 to 1573 code for a protein of 446 amino acids. Gene Ontology annotation, biological process: insulin receptor signaling pathway; negative regulation of insulin receptor signaling pathway. The record is from RefSeq and is a predicted model, not a curated record. NCBI's taxonomy places the organism in Eukaryota, Metazoa, Chordata, Actinopteri, Osteoglossiformes, Osteoglossidae.